GCGGCCCGGCCCGCGCUCCUGCGCUCGCUCCUCGCUGGCUCGUCUGCUCGCUGCCGCCGGCCCGACCCCCGUCCGGGCCGCGUCGCGCCACCCGCGCUCAGGGCUGUUUCCGCGAGCAGGUGAAGAUGGCCGAGAACUUGCUGGACGGACCGCCCAACCCCAAACGAGCCAAACUCAGCUCCCCGGGCUUCUCCGCGAAUGACAGCACAGAUUUUGGAUCAUUGUUUGACUUGGAAAAUGAUCUUCCUGAUGAGCUGAUCCCUAAUGGAGAAUUAAGCCUUUUAAACAGUGGGAGCCUUGUUCCAGAUGCUGCAUCCAAACAUAAACAACUGUCGGAACUUCUUAGAGGAGGCAGUGGCUCUAGCAUCAACCCAGGGAUAGGAAAUGUGAGUGCUAGCAGUCCUGUGCAACAGGGCCUUGGUGGCCAGCAGGCUCAAGGGCAGCCGAACAGUACAAACAUGGCCAGCCUGGGUGCCAUGGGCAAGAGCCCUCUGAACCAGGGAGACUCAUCAACCCCUAGCCUGCCCAAACAGGCAGCCAGCACCUCUGGGCCCACCCCCCCAGCCUCCCAAGCAUUGAAUCCACAAGCACAAAAGCAAGUGGGGCUGGUGACCAGUAGUCCUGCCACAUCACAGACUGGACCUGGGAUCUGCAUGAAUGCUAACUUCAACCAGGCCCACCCAGGCCUUCUCAAUAGUAACUCUGGCCAUAGCUUAAUGAAUCAGGCUCAACAAGGGCAGGCUCAAGUCAUGAAUGGAUCUCUUGGGGCUGCUGGAAGAGGAAGGGGAGCUGGAAUGCCCUACCCUGCUCCAGCUAUGCAGGGAGCUACAAGCAGUGUGCUGGCUGAGACCUUGACACAGGUUUCCCCACAAAUGGCUAGCCAUGCUGGACUGAACACGGCACAGGCAGGAGGCAUGACCAAGAUGGGAAUGACUGGUAACACAAGUCCAUUUGGACAACCCUUUAGUCAAACUGCUGGAGGGCAGCAGAUGGGAGCCACUGGAGUGAAUCCCCAGUUAUCCAGCAAACAGAGCAUGGUCAAUAGUUUGCCUGCUUUUCCUACAGAUAUCAAGAAUACAUCAGUCACCAAUGUGCCAAAUAUGUCCCAGUUGCAAACAUCAGUGGGAAUUGUACCCACACAAGCAAUUGCAACAGGCCCAACAGCAGACCCUGAAAAACGCAAACUGAUACAGCAGCAGCUGGUUCUACUGCUCCAUGCCCACAAAUGUCAGAGACGAGAACAGGCGAAUGGAGAGGUGCGGGCCUGCUCUCUCCCACACUGUCGAACCAUGAAAAAUGUUUUGAAUCACAUGACACAUUGUCAGGCCGGGAAAGCCUGCCAAGUUGCCCAUUGUGCAUCUUCACGACAAAUCAUCUCUCAUUGGAAGAACUGCACACGACAUGACUGUCCUGUUUGCCUCCCUUUGAAAAAUGCCAGUGACAAGCGAAACCAACAAACCAUCCUGGGAUCUCCAGCUAGUGGAAUUCAAAACACAAUUGGUUCUGUUGGUGCAGGACAACAGAAUGCCACUUCUUUAAGUAACCCAAAUCCUAUAGACCCCAGUUCCAUGCAGCGGGCCUAUGCUGCUCUAGGACUCCCCUACAUGAACCAGCCCCAGACACAGUUGCAGCCUCAGGUUCCUGGCCAGCAACCAGCGCAGCCUCCAGCCCACCAGCAGAUGAGGACUCUCAAUGCUCUAGGAAACAACCCCAUGAGUAUUCCAGCAGGAGGAAUAACAACAGAUCAGCAGCCACCAAACUUGAUUUCAGAAUCAGCUCUUCCAACAUCCUUGGGGGCCACCAAUCCACUGAUGAAUGAUGGCUCAAACUCUGGUAACAUUGGAAGUCUCAGCACGAUACCUACUGCAGCACCUCCUUCCAGCACUGGUGUUCGAAAAGGCUGGCAUGAACAUGUGACUCAGGACCUGCGGAGCCAUCUAGUGCAUAAACUUGUCCAAGCCAUCUUCCCAACUCCUGACCCUGCAGCUUUGAAGGAUCGCCGAAUGGAGAACCUGGUCGCCUAUGCUAAGAAAGUAGAGGGUGACAUGUAUGAGUCUGCUAACAGCAGGGAUGAGUACUAUCAUUUAUUAGCAGAAAAAAUUUAUAAAAUACAAAAAGAACUAGAAGAAAAACGGAGGUCACGUUUACAUAAGCAAGGCAUCUUGGGUAACCAGCCAGCUUUGCCAGCUCCUGGGGCUCAGCCUCCUGUGAUCCCACCAACUCAGUCUGUGAGACCUCCAAAUGGGCCACUGCCUCUGCCAGUGAAUCGCAUGCAGGUUUCUCAAGGGAUGAAUUCAUUUAACCCAAUGUCCCUGGGAAAUGUCCAGUUGCCACAAGCUCCAAUGGGACCUCGUGCAGCUUCCCCCAUGAAUCACUCUGUCCAGAUGAACAGCAUGGCCUCAGUUCCAGGUAUGGCCAUUUCUCCUUCCCGGAUGCCUCAGCCUCCUAACAUGAUGAGCACCCAUGCCAACAACAUGAUGGCCCAGGCGCCCACUCAGAACCAGUUUCUGCCACAGAACCAGUUCCCAUCAUCCAGUGGGGCAAUGAGUGUGAACAGUGUCAGUAUGGGGCAGCCAGCAGCCCAGACAGGCGUUUCACAGGGCCAGGUGCCUGGUGGUGCUCUUCCUAACCCACUGAACAUGCUGGCACCCCAGGCCAGCCAGUUGCCCUGCCCACCAGUGACACAAUCACCAUUGCACCCGACUCCACCUCCUGCUUCCACAGCUGCUGGCAUGCCUUCUCUCCAACAUCCAACACCACCUGGGAUGACACCUCCCCAGCCAGCAGCUCCCACUCAACCAUCCACUCCUGUGUCAUCUGGGCAGACCCCUACCCCAACUCCUGGCUCAGUGCCCAGUGCUGCCCAAACACAGAGUACCCCUACAGUCCAGGCAGCAGCACAGGCCCAGGUGACUCCUCAGCCUCAAACCCCAGUGCAGCCACCAUCUGUGGCUACCCCCCAGUCAUCACAGCAGCAGCCAACACCUGUGCACACUCAGCCUCCUGGCACACCGCUUUCUCAGGCAGCAGCCAGCAUUGAUAAUAGGGUCCCCACUCCCUCCUCUGUGACCAGUGCUGAAACCAGUUCCCAGCAGCCAGGACCUGAUGUGCCCAUGCUGGAAAUGAAGACAGAAGUCCAGACAGAUGAUGCUGAGCCUGAUCCUGGUGAAUCCAAGGGGGAACCUCGGUCUGAGAUGAUGGAAGAGGAUUUACAAGGAUCUUCCCAAGUAAAAGAAGAAACAGACUCAUCAGAGCAGAAGUCUGAACCAAUGGAGGCAGAAGAAAAGAAACCCGAAGUAAAAGUGGAAGCUAAAGAGGAAGAAGAGAACAGUGCUAAUGGCACAGCCUCACAGUCAACAUCCCCUUCCCAACCACGCAAAAAAAUCUUUAAACCUGAGGAGCUGCGCCAGGCACUUAUGCCAACUCUAGAAGCACUCUACAAACAGGACCCAGAGUCUUUACCUUUUCGGCAACCCGUAGAUCCCCAGCUCCUAGGAAUCCCAGAUUAUUUUGAUAUUGUGAAGAAUCCUAUGGACCUUUCUACUAUCAAACGGAAGCUGGAUACAGGGCAGUACCAAGAACCCUGGCAGUAUGUGGAUGAUGUCUGGCUUAUGUUCAACAAUGCUUGGCUAUAUAAUCGAAAGACAUCCCGGGUGUAUAAAUUUUGUAGUAAACUUGCAGAAGUCUUUGAGCAAGAAAUUGACCCUGUUAUGCAGUCUCUCGGAUAUUGCUGUGGACGAAAGUAUGAGUUUUCCCCACAGACUUUAUGCUGUUAUGGGAAGCAGCUGUGUACAAUUCCUCGUGAUGCAGCCUACUACAGCUAUCAGAAUAGUUCACCCAAGUAUGGCCUUCUUGCUGACAGGUAUCAUUUCUGUGAGAAGUGUUUCACAGAGAUCCAGGGCGAGAAUGUGACCCUGGGUGACGACCCUUCCCAACCUCAGACGACAAUUUCCAAGGAUCAGUUUGAAAAGAAGAAAAAUGAUACCUUAGAUCCUGAACCUUUUGUUGACUGCAAAGAGUGUGGCCGGAAGAUGCAUCAGAUUUGUGUUCUACACUAUGACAUCAUUUGGCCUUCAGGUUUUGUGUGUGACAACUGCUUGAAGAAAACUGGCAGACCUCGGAAAGAAAACAAAUUCAGUGCUAAGAGGCUUCAGACCACACGAUUGGGAAACCAUUUGGAAGACCGAGUGAACAAGUUUUUGCGGCGCCAGAAUCACCCUGAAGCUGGGGAGGUUUUUGUCAGAGUGGUGGCCAGCUCAGACAAGACUGUGGAGGUCAAGCCAGGGAUGAAGUCAAGGUUUGUGGAUUCUGGAGAAAUGUCAGAAUCUUUCCCGUAUCGAACCAAGGCACUCUUUGCUUUCGAGGAGAUUGAUGGAGUCGAUGUAUGCUUUUUUGGGAUGCAUGUGCAAGAGUAUGGCUCUGACUGCCCCCCGCCAAAUACAAGGCGUGUGUACAUAUCUUAUCUGGACAGUAUUCAUUUCUUCCGGCCCCGCUGCCUCCGGACAGCUGUUUACCAUGAGAUCCUCAUUGGAUAUCUAGAGUAUGUGAAGAAAUUGGGGUAUGUGACAGGACACAUCUGGGCCUGUCCCCCAAGUGAAGGAGAUGACUACAUCUUUCAUUGCCACCCCCCUGACCAGAAAAUCCCCAAACCCAAACGACUGCAGGAGUGGUACAAGAAGAUGCUGGACAAGGCAUUCGCAGAGAGGAUCAUUAAUGACUAUAAGGACAUCUUCAAACAAGCAAAUGAAGACAGGCUCACAAGUGCCAAGGAGUUGCCCUAUUUUGAGGGAGAUUUCUGGCCUAAUGUAUUGGAAGAAAGCAUUAAGGAGCUAGAACAAGAAGAAGAAGAGAGGAAAAAAGAAGAAAGUACUGCAGCUAGUGAAACCCCUGAGGGCAGUCAAGGUGACAGCAAGAAUGCCAAGAAAAAGAACAAUAAGAAGACCAACAAAAACAAAAGCAGCAUUAGCCGUGCCAACAAGAAGAAGCCCAGCAUGCCCAACGUGUCCAAUGACCUGUCCCAGAAGCUGUAUGCCACCAUGGAGAAACAUAAGGAGGUCUUCUUUGUGAUUCAUCUGCAUGCUGGUCCUGUUAUCAGCACUCAGCCCCCCAUUGUGGACCCUGACCCCCUGCUCAGCUGUGACCUCAUGGAUGGGCGUGAUGCCUUCCUCACCCUGGCCAGAGACAAGCACUGGGAGUUCUCUUCCUUACGUCGCUCCAAAUGGUCCACUCUGUGCAUGCUGGUGGAACUGCACACACAGGGCCAGGACCGCUUUGUCUAUACCUGCAAUGAGUGCAAACACCAUGUAGAAACACGCUGGCACUGCACUGUGUGUGAGGACUAUGACCUUUGUAUCAAUUGCUACAACACAAAGAGCCACACCCAUAAAAUGGUGAAGUGGGGAUUGGGGCUAGACGAUGAGGGCAGCAGUCAAGGUGAGCCACAGUCCAAGAGCCCGCAGGAGUCCCGGCGUCUCAGCAUCCAGCGCUGCAUCCAGUCCCUGGUCCAUGCCUGCCAGUGUCGCAAUGCCAACUGCUCUCUGCCAUCUUGCCAGAAGAUGAAACGAGUAGUGCAGCACACCAAGGGUUGUAAGCGCAAGACUAAUGGAGGAUGCCCAGUGUGCAAGCAGCUCAUUGCUCUUUGCUGCUACCACGCCAAACACUGCCAAGAAAAUAAAUGCCCUGUACCCUUCUGCCUCAACAUCAAACACAAGCUCCGCCAGCAGCAGAUCCAGCAUCGCCUGCAGCAGGCCCAGCUCAUGCGCCGUCGAAUGGCCACCAUGAACACCCGUAAUGUGCCUCAGCAGAGUUUGCCUUCUCCUACCUCAGCACCACCUGGGACCCCCACACAGCAGCCCAGCACACCCCAAACACCACAGCCCCCUGCCCAGCCUCAGCCUUCACCUGUAAACAUGUCACCAGCUGGCUUCCCUAAUGUAGCCCGGACUCAGCCCCCAACGAUAGUGUCUGCUGGGAAGCCUACCAACCAGGUGCCAGCUCCCCCACCUCCUGCCCAGCCCCCACCUGCAGCAGUAGAAGCAGCGAGGCAAAUUGAACGUGAGGCCCAGCAGCAGCAGCACCUGUACCGAGCAAACAUCAACAAUGGCAUGCCCCCAGGGCGUGCAGGUAUGGGAACCCCAGGGAGCCAGAUGGCCCCUGUGGGCCUGAAUGUGCCCCGUCCCAAUCAAGUCAGUGGGCCUGUCAUGUCUAGCAUGCCACCUGGGCAGUGGCAGCAGGCUCCCAUCCCCCAGCAGCAGCCAAUGCCAGGCAUGCCCAGGCCUGUAAUGUCUAUGCAGGCCCAGGCAGCAGUGGCCGGGCCACGGAUGCCCAAUGUGCAGCCUCCAAGGAGCAUCUCGCCAAGUGCCCUGCAAGACCUGUUGCGGACCCUGAAGUCGCCCAGCUCCCCUCAGCAACAGCAGCAGGUGCUGAACAUCCUCAAAUCAAACCCACAGCUAAUGGCAGCUUUCAUUAAACAGCGUACAGCCAAGUAUGUGGCCAAUCAGCCUGGCAUGCAGCCCCAGCCUGGACUUCAGUCUCAGCCUGGCAUGCAGCCCCAGCCCGGCAUGCACCAGCAGCCCAGCCUGCAGAACCUGAAUGCAAUGCAAGCUGGUGUCCCACGGCCUGGAGUACCUCCACAGCAACAGGCGAUGGGAGGCCUGAACCCCCAGGGACAAGCUCUGAACAUCAUGAACCCUGGACAUAACCCCAACAUGGCAAACAUGAAUCCACAGUACCGAGAAAUGGUUAGGAGACAGCUGCUACAACACCAGCAGCAGCAGCAGCAGCAGCAGCAGCAGCAGCAGAGCAGCGCCAGCAUGGCCGGGGGCAUGGCGGGACACAGCCAGUUCCAGCAGCCACAAGGACCUGGAGGCUACGCCCCAGCCAUGCAGCAGCAACGUAUGCAACAGCACCUCCCCAUCCAGGGUAGCUCCAUGGGCCAGAUGGCUGCUCCAAUGGGACAACUUGGCCAAAUGGGGCAGCCUGGGCUGGGGGCAGAUAGUACCCCCAACAUUCAGCAGGCCCUACAGCAGCGGAUUCUGCAGCAGCAGCAGAUGAAGCAGCAGAUUGGGUCCCCAGGCCAGCCGAACCCCAUGAGCCCCCAGCAGCACAUGCUCUCAGGACAGCCACAGGCCUCGCAUCUCCCCGGCCAGCAGAUCGCCACAUCCCUUAGUAACCAGGUGCGGUCUCCAGCCCCUGUCCAGUCUCCGCGGCCCCAAUCCCAGCCUCCACAUUCCAGCCCAUCACCACGGAUACAGCCCCAGCCUUCACCACACCAUGUUUCACCCCAGACUGGCUCCCCCCACCCCGGACUCGCAGUCACCAUGGCCAGCUCCAUGGAUCAGGGACACCUGGGGAACCCUGAACAGAGUGCAAUGCUCCCCCAGCUGAAUACCCCCAACAGGAGCGCACUGUCCAGUGAACUGUCCCUGGUUGGUGAUACCACGGGAGACACACUAGAAAAAUUUGUGGAGGGUUUGUAGCAUUAUGAGAGCAUUUGAUGUUUGGUUUUUUGUUUUGGGGAUUUUAUUUUAUUAUUUUUGGGGGUUUUUUGUUUUGUUUUUGGUGGGUUUUUUUUGUUUUGUUUUGUUUUUUGGUUUUGUUUUGGUUUUUUUCUUUUGUUUUUUGUUUUGGUUUUAUUUUUCCUCCCUCCCCUUUCAUGUUCUUGGACUUUUUGUACUGAAAAUCCAGGCAUCUGGGCUCUUUUUAUUACGCCUAGAUGGACUGUGACUCCCAAGCAUGGAAGGGUAGAUUAUUGAUGUCUAAAAAAACAAUACAAAGAAUAUAUUUUUUGUUAAAAACCAGUUGAUUUAAAUAUCCGGUCGGUCUCUCUUUCUCUCUCAGCUUUUUUCUCUUUUUUUCUGUUUUGUUUUGGGGGCCGGGGGGUUGUUUGGAUUCUUUUUGUCGUCAUUGCUGGUGACUCAUGCCUUUUUUUAAUGGGAAAAACAAGUUCAUUAUAUUCAUAUUUUUUAUUUGUAUUUUCAAGACUUAAACAUUUAUGUUUAAAAGUGAAAAGAAAAAUAAUACUCAGAAACUGGUUCCAGAAAUAAUGCAUCUUAUAAUGUGUCCCGAUAACGAGCUGAUGUUGCGGGAAGAUUUUUUUCUAUAGUGAACUCUGUGGGCAUCUCCAAGUAUUACCCCUGGACAAUAGGAAUUGAUUCCGGCGUGCACACAUGUACACACCCACACACAUUUAUCUAUACAUGCUGGCUUAAGCCAACCUCUUGUCUUGCAGAUGUAGAAAUUGUUGCUUUGUUUCUCUGAUAAAACUGGUUUUAGACAAAAAUAGGGAUGAUCACUCUCUUAGACCAUGCUAAUGUUAAUAGAGAAGAAGCACUCUUUUCUUUCUUCUAUGUGAAACUUGAAAUGAGGAAAAGCAAUUCUAGUGUAAAUCAUGCAAGCGCUAUAAUUACUAUAAAUAAGAAAAUUCAAGAAGAUUCAAUCACUGUAUAGAAUGGUAACAUACCAACUCAUUUCUUAUAUCAUAUUGUUAAAUAAACUGUGUGCAACAGACAAAAAGGGUGGUCCUUCUUGAAUUCAUGUACAUGGUAUUAACACUUAGUGUUCGGGGGUUUUUUUUGUUAUGAAAAUGCUGUUUUCAACAUUGUAUUUGGACUAUGCAUGUGUUUUUUUCCCCAUUGUAUAUAAAGUAUCGCUUAAAAUUGAUAUAAAUUACUGAAGUUUUUAACAUGUAUUCUGUUCUUUAAGAUCCCUGUAAGAAUGUUUAAGGUUUUUAUUUAUUUAUAUAUAUUUUUGGAGUCUGUUCUUUGUAAGACAUGGUUCUGAUUGUUCGCUCAGAGUGGAGAGGUCGGGGCUGCAGUCAUAGUUGCAUUGUGGGUGGCAACUGGGAAGUGUCCCAGGUUUGUGGCCACCGAAGUGGGGGGGGGUCCCUGUACAGAGAGUGAGGAGGCUGCUCAGCAUUGCCUUGCAUAUUCAAUACUCACAGGUGAAUGUCACCCAGGCCAAGAGGGACAAUCACCACUGGGUCAGAAACAGCACUUUGCCUCCAGCCCACUCUUUGUCCUCCUCGUUGGCCAGCUGCCCCUGUGGGGAGGGCUCCUGCCCCCCUUUUGUUUUUCAGACAGUCCCCCCUUUCUCUACCCAGAUCCCACAAUCAAUGCAAAGGGUGCUCCAGGGACUUGAGGUGGUUCCUGACCUCCCCUCCCCAAAAGUUCAACUGGGAGGUUACCCCCAUCAGCCUGCCCCAUGUGGCCUCAUUAGGGUUUUGCAGGCCUGGUGCCACCCUGGGGGCUGCUACUUCAUGGUCUUACCCACUCAUGAAGUCCAGUUACAGGUGCCCUUUCUGAGCAGGGAAUGGUAGCUCCUGAAUACUGUAAUUGUCACAUCCAAGAGGAGGACCACUGACAGGGGAACUAAACCCCUAGCCUACUGCUCCCAGGGAACUUUUUUUUUUUUUUAAAUACUGUCUUCCAACAAAAAGGUGGUCCAGAUGGGGGUGGGGGGCAGCUAAAUUUAAAAAUCAUGACCCAAAUAGCCUUGCUUUUGGCCUUUUAAGUUCACAGAAGUAUUUUCAAAAUUCUUGAUACUUGGAAAUCUAAAUUUGAGGAAGCCUUUCAAAUGAAUGUAGAAUUUUGAAUCUUGGAUUUUAAUACUGUGGAUAAGACCAGGUAAGGAAUAGACCAUCAUCUAACAUCCCCCCAACUAAGCCCUGUCCCAAGUCCUCCAGAAGUGAUGCUCCGUCCUUGAUGGGUCCUUGCAUAUUCUCGGCUCUCUUCAGAAUGCGCUUUGCUGCUGAUUGGGAAGCCCCAAGCCAUGUGUUCAAACAAGAGGAACUGGAGCUUCAGAAGAGCUGCUCAGCCCCACUCAGAAGGUGGCACUUGGCAAUGUGCAGCAUUUUCAUGUGGGCAAUGGGGACAUCCUUUUCGGUUGUCCUGAAGUUCAAGGCUAUGUACCAACCUCCUUGGAGUCUGCAUCCUGUGCAGUUGUCCAUCUGGAUGUCAAAGGAUGUGGCUGAGGGUGUGGGCUGUGAAUAAUAUCCCCAAGUUUGUCCUAAGGAAAUUUCUGUAAGAGCUGGAGUGCCCAGAUACUGUGUCUCAUGCUGUAUACUUAAGAGGAGAAGAAAAAAGUCCUAUAUUUGUGAUCAAAAAGAGGGAACUUGAAAUGUGCUGGUGUUUAUAAUAAAAGCUGGUAAAACUGCUUGGAUUCAAA
This is a messenger RNA of Mesocricetus auratus (golden hamster), 10164 nucleotides long. It is a transcript of the gene Crebbp, whose product is annotated as CREB binding protein. The record is from RefSeq and is a predicted model, not a curated record. Lineage: Eukaryota; Metazoa; Chordata; Mammalia; Rodentia; Cricetidae. The coding region runs from base 126 to 7478 and encodes 2450 amino acids. Gene Ontology annotation, biological process: positive regulation of transcription by RNA polymerase II. The transcript is spliced from 31 exons. Gene Ontology annotation, cellular component: histone acetyltransferase complex; nucleus; transcription regulator complex. Gene Ontology annotation, molecular function: chromatin DNA binding; protein binding; histone acetyltransferase activity.